UUUCUCCUUCCCCCUCUUUCUCCUCUCGCUCUCUCUCCCUCCUCACCCUCUCGCCGCGGAGCCAUUCGAUUCCUCUCCCCACCACCACCACCACCUCGCGAAUCGCUGCCAUUUCGCCAAUUCCGGCGCCUCCCCACCCCCCCUAGGGUUUCCGCGGCGGGCUCCCGGCAGCGCGUCGCGUCGCGCUCCCGACGACGGCCGGAGGAGGAGUGGCUCUGACGGCGGGGGAGGUGCAGGAGGAGGAGGAGGGUGGUGGUGGGGGGAGAGCAGUGUGUGGCCGACGAGUUGGGUGUUUUUCUUUUUUUUUUUUGAUGAGGUUGUGGUAGGAGAGGAGGGCAGUGUGGUGCGUUGGAGACGGCGGCGGCGUUGGCGGAGAUGUUUUUCACGAGGCUGGAUGACUCGCCCAUGUUCAGGAAGCAGAUACAAUCACUGGAGGAAGGUGCUGAAUUGUUGAGAGAGAGAUGUUUGAGGUUUCAUAAAGGUUGUCGCAAAUACACUGAAGGACUAGGGGAAGCAUAUGAUGGGGAUAUUGCAUUUGCAAGUUCUUUGGAAGCAUUUGGUGGCGGUCAUAAUGAUCCAAUCAGUGUUGCUUUUGGAGGCCCUGUCAUGACCAAAUUUACAAUUGCCUUGAGAGAAAUUGGAACUUACAAGGAAGUAUUGCGGUCACAGGUUGAGCAUAUGCUAAAUGACAAGUUGGUGCAAUUUGUGGAUAUUGAUUUGCAUGAUGUGAAGGAUGCCCGGAAGCGUUUUGACAAGGCUAGCCUUCUCUAUGACCAGGCUCGUGAGAGGUAUUUAUCCUUGAAGAAAGGCACACGGACAGAUGUAGCAACUGCAGUAGAGGAUGAGCUCCACAGUGCCAGAUCUUCAUUUGAGCAAGCUCGUUUCAACCUGGUGACUGCACUUUCAAACAUUGAGGCAAAGAAAAGAUUUGAAUUUUUAGAGGCUGUCAGUGGGACAAUGGAUGCACAUCUUCGCUAUUUCAAACAAGGAUAUGAACUACUACAUCAGAUGGAACCAUAUAUCAAUCAAGUUCUUUCUUAUGCACAGCAAUCAAGGGAAAGGUCUAACUAUGAACAAGCUGCUCUUGUAGAGAGGAUGCAGGAAUUUAAAAGGCAAAUUGAUCGGGAAAGUCGUUGGUCACCGAAUGGCAUAAACAAUUCCCCUAAUGGUGAUGGAAUACAAGCAAUUGGUAGAAGUUCACAUAAAAUGAUUGAGGCAGUGAUGCAAUCAGGUUCAAAGGGCAAGGUACAGACCAUUAGACAAGGCUAUCUCUCAAAGCGAUCUUCAAACUUGAGAGGUGACUGGAAAAGAAGGUUCUUUGUUCUUGAUAGCCGAGGAAUGUUAUAUUAUUAUCGCAAGCAGAAUAGUAGACCAUCAAGUGGUUAUACUAACCAACGAAGUAGCACUCCAUCAGAGCAUGGUUCUGGGUUGCUCAGCAGGUGGUUUUCUUCCCAUUAUCAUGGUGGAGUACAUGAUGAGAAAUCUGUAGCACGACAUACUGUGAACUUGCUAACAUCAACCAUUAAAGCUGACGCAGACCAAUCGGAUCUGCGGUUCUGCUUCAGAAUAAUUUCUCCCACAAAAAAUUACACUUUGCAGGCAGAGAGUGCGAUGGAUCAGAUGGAUUGGAUUGAAAAAAUAACUGGUGUCAUCGCUUCUUUGCUGAGCUCUCAAUCGCCUGAACGGCGUCUUCUGCUGAGCCCAAAGGGCAGCGGUCAUAAUCGAACUGCCAGUGAAAGCAGUUCUUUCAGUAGCUCUACAGAACUUGACCAUUCCAUAAGUGAAGACUGCAUGAUGGAAAGGAACCCAGGAAGUGGUUAUUUUGAGCACUCUGGCAGAACCACACAGCAUCAUCGAACCAACAUGAAACCUGACAAGCCAAUUGACUUGCUUAGGAAAGUGGUUGGCAAUAAUAUUUGUGCUGAUUGUGGUGCUGCAGAGCCUGAUUGGGCAUCCCUAAACCUUGGAAUUCUUCUCUGCAUAGAGUGUUCAGGGGUGCACAGGAAUCUUGGUGUGCACAUAUCUAAGGUAAGAUCUCUGACACUUGAUGUCAGGGUUUGGGAGCCAUCUGUAAUCAAUCUCUUCCAGUCAUUAGGAAACACAUUUGCCAACACUAUCUGGGAAGAGAUGUUGCCUUCAUCAAACAGUGUUGAUCAUGGUGAUAUUUCAAGGGCUGACGGACUUGAAAACACAUCACGUAACUUGAUUUUCAGCAAGCCUAAACAUUCGGAUCCUAUUGCUGUGAAGGAGAAAUUUAUUCAUGCAAAGUAUGCUGAACGGGAUUUUGUUCAAAAGCAUAAUAUGGAUGAUAGCCUGAUAGCUCAACAGAUGUGGGAUAAUGUAAGUUCAAACAAUAAGAAGGGGGUUUACAGUCUGAUUGUGGGGUCAAAUGCCGAUGUAAAUUUAACUUAUGGGCAGACAUCAUUUAACUCGGCCCUAACUCUCGGAAAAGCUCUACUAUUACAAGAGCAGCCAGCCUCACCGUCAGAUGGAAGUUCGAGAUGUUUUGAUCGUAGUUCACUUGAAAGGAUUUCUCCCAGGGACUCUCUUUCUCCUGCCAGCACAAGUGCACGAAUCGAUGAAUUGGAUGAUUGUGUUGAUGGAUUGUCAUUGCUUCAUCUAGCAUGCCGCGUUGCAGACGUUGGCAUGGUUGAACUUCUCUUGCAAUAUGGUGCCAACGUAAAUUCUACAGACUCUAGAGGUAGAACACCUCUUCAUCACAGCAUCUUGAAAGGAAGACACGUGUUUGCAAAGUUGCUACUAUCCAGGGGUGCUGAGUCACAAGCCAUGGACCGAGAUGGUAGAACAGCAUUACAGUACGCUAUUGACAGUGGAACUAUUGAUGACGAAGAGAUUCUUGUUUUGUUAGAAGACCCAAGUAGAUAAUCCAUUAGCUACCCAUACCUUCAGCUCAGCAGAGCAAGCUUUGUGUGCUCAGAUGCCUCCUCCAUGCCACAGUCAACUGCCACAGCUCCAAGUUUGUGUUGCCGAUGAUCACAAUCUGUCAUGAGAACAGUAUGAUGUUCUGGAGCUGCAUUGUGCCGCCUCGUUUUUCGGGUCUCGCCUUAGCGUGACGAGCGACCGACCCCAUUUCCUUGUGGUUGCAGUUUGCAAAGCUCUUUUGGUCUUCCUCUUUCUUUCUGUUUUUCUUUUUCUUUUUUGUUUGCAGAUGAUGCACUGUGAGUUUGUACAUUGCAUUGGCCCCAACCCCCAACAUGAAGUUGCUGCCCUUCUGAUGACAGAUGAUGAUGUACAUAGAGUGAUUCCAUGUACCACUUAUGAUUUUCCUGCAAGCAUUGCUAGUUUGGUGAAAAUUGAAAAUUCAUGCACUUCUCUCCUGCCGACACGUGGCACCCCUAAUUGUCAUGUGACUGCCCAAGCUACAUUGCAGCUACAACGAUCUGAAUGCCUGCAGCUCAGAAUACAGUGUCA
Molecule: messenger RNA, 3432 nt
Organism: Oryza brachyantha (malo sina)
Lineage: Eukaryota; Viridiplantae; Streptophyta; Magnoliopsida; Poales; Poaceae
Product: ADP-ribosylation factor GTPase-activating protein AGD3-like
Exons: 19
Coding region: 376-2886 (836 amino acids)
Cellular component (GO): cytoplasm
Molecular function (GO): protein binding; GTPase activator activity
Source: RefSeq, a predicted model, not a curated record